AUGGAACAAAUUUCAACCCUUGAAAUGUUACCAGAUGAAAUGAUAUUACUCAUAUGUCAAUAUUUUCGUGAUGCCGAAAUUCUUUAUUCAUUUUUCAAUUUAAAUUCUCGUCUUAAUGCGACAAUAACUGACUACUGUCAUUAUGUGAAUCUUAUGAAUGUUACACAUAAACAGUUUGAUUUUGUUGUGACGCAGAUUAUUCCUCAAAUUAGCCUUUCAAUACGAUCAUUUGUAUUCAAUGGACUAUGGGAAAAUAUCAUGUACAACGAAUUAAAUUCGAUAUUCUUUCAUUGGAAAUUAUCUUUAAUGUUUCCACAAUUACAUACAUUAUCACUUGUAAAUUUCAUUGAUCGACAACUAAAUUUUUUUCUUGAUAAAAUCACAGAUCUUAUGCAACUUGUCAAACUUGAUAUUAGAAACUUUCGAGGUGAACGUACAGAAGAAUUACUGAAGAAAGUUCUAGCUGCCAAUAAUAAUCGAUUGAAAUCUGUAUUAUUUGAUUAUGAUUCAAUUGGUUUUAUUCUAAAUGGAACAAAACAUGACGAAGCUGUUUCUUAUCCAAAUAUCGAAGAAUUGAUAGUGAACUUAGAGACAGAUAAAAUGUUAGAAUAUCUAUUCAUACUUGCACCACAUAUUAAUCGUUUACAUAUUGACUUUGAUCAAUUAUCAUCUACUUCAAAGUCGACAUUAGCAAAUAUAUCAUCUCUUGUUCAUCUAAAAGAUUUUCAGUUACGUUCGAUAAAUAUAAACUGGUCAUUAGACGAAAUUACUUAUAUUCUGAAUAAGAUGCCAUCUUUGCAGCGAUUAGCAUUGGAUCUAUGUACAGAAGAUGAAGAUCUUGUUAAUGGACAGAAUUUCAGUUCAAUUCUACCUUCAUCACUUGUCGAAAUCCAUUUUUUCAUUAUAUAUUAUUUCUCUAGAUUACAUAGUGAAGUAAUUACUUUGAUGUCUACAUGGCCAACUCAUAUCCGAAUAACAUGUUUACUAGAUGAAUCAAAUGCAUAUACAGUAAUUCAUACAAUUCCCUGUGACUUACCUUCAAUUAUUAUUCCAGCAAAAAUAUCAAAGUGCAUGUUGGCUGGUUCUGAAUAUACACGAAAGGUUAAAGAUUUAACUAUUUUUGAUGAGCAAUGUUCAACUGAUAUACAUCAGAUAGUGCAACACUUCCAUCGACUUCGAACGCUCACUAUCGGCUCAAAAAAUAAUUUAGAAAUACUUACUUUUCAAUCAACUCAGCCAAUUAUCUUGCAUUUACCUUAUCUGACGCAUCUCAAUGUGAAAGGAGUGUGUGAAAUAUUUCGUCUAGUUCAAGCUGCCCCUAAUCUCGAGUAUUUAAGAAUCAAUUUGAAUUGUUUAAAUAUUGCACUCAAUGAUGUAUCAACAUGUGAAUUAUUGCAAAAACGCAUUGUAGAUCUUGAAAUUACUCAUAUUCAAGAAGUUGAUUCUAUUCAAUUAGGCGUCGUUGCACAAAAGUUUAAUCAUCUUCGUGAUUUUAGUUUAUUCUUGAAAAAUCCAAAAAUUUUCGUCGAUUCACUGAUUCUACAAAUGAUUUCAUUGUGGAAAGAGAAAAACCUUCGUGGCCUUUAUAUUAAUGGUUCGUUAACAGAUGAAGUCAGUAAAAAUUUUCGUCAAUGGCUUAUCAGUCAUAGUCAUUUACGUCAAGAAGAUUCAUUCAUUGUUAAAUACGAAAACAGUUGGAUUGUUCUAUGGCUUCUAUGA
Rotaria sordida is the source of this 1719-nucleotide messenger RNA. The record is from the annotation of a GenBank genome assembly. NCBI's taxonomy places the organism in Eukaryota, Metazoa, Rotifera, Eurotatoria, Philodinida, Philodinidae.